Molecule: messenger RNA, 4460 nt
Organism: Physcomitrium patens
Lineage: Eukaryota; Viridiplantae; Streptophyta; Bryopsida; Funariales; Funariaceae
Biological process (GO): snRNA 3'-end processing
Cellular component (GO): integrator complex
Source: RefSeq, a predicted model, not a curated record
GAAAAGCCCCGCUAAAUGGAGCAACGAAGCAGAAGCGAGGGGAAGAAAGGGCGAGGAGGAGGAGAAGAAGAAGAUAGCGCGAGGUAUAGCGGGGGGAUGGGGAGAAAAAAAGGAAUGGGGGACAAGCCUAGGGUGCUAAUUCUGGCCCCGCUCAACCAUUUUGCAGCCGCUUUCAAACUUGCAAAUCGACCCAUGCUCAUCGAUCGCUCUUCCGAUGCACAUCACCUCCUGAUUGUCGAAAUGAACGAUGGCAGUGCAGCUGCUGCAAUGCAAGCCGAGUGCGAUCGGCGCUGUCGUCUCGUCGAGCUCGACUCAUCCUCCUCCUCCUCCGGUGCCGUUGCGUUCGAAAACGCGCAAUGGGCUCUCUCGGUGUUGCGCCACUUCCACAAUCAGGAGAGAUUGGGUGAAGAGGAAAUCGACACAAACCAUGGAGGACAUGAGACUGUGGUUGGACACGCAGCCAAGAAGAAAUCGGAGGAGCCUCCCAUGGCUGAAGGAUCCUUGGAGGCAUUGAUGGAGGAAUCUGGGUUGUCUGUAGACGAUGAGGACACAGAAAUGGACAAUUCUGGCGGUGAGAAGACACUACAUAGUUCGCCGCAACAGAUUAGUGCAACUGAGGGUAUGAAAGAGCCUAGAGAUGAACGACACAAAAGUGAUUUGAACGAGCGGAACCUGGACUCUUUAGAAGGAGUGAUUAAACGAGCGGACAGUGGAAAAGCAGGGAUUCAUAUGGCACAAACCGUAGGCAUUUGGUUGGCACGACCCCAGUGCCACGCUUUGGUAAAUCUUAUCAAUUAUUGCGCAUCCAAAAGCUUGAAUCGGAUUUCACCCUUUAAAGAGAUUGGCGGUGAUAUGACUUCCACGGAAUUUGAAGGCAAGGGAAAGUCCAACUGCAGUGAUGGAAAUAAUUCUGUGUGGCUCCAUAAGUGGCUUGUGAGGGACGUGAUGCAAAGCACCUCAACUCAUCGGAGUCCCCUCGAUUGGCUUGUGGCUCACCUCACAGCAUCUACCUCGAGUUUCUUCCUUGGGGCUGUGAUAGAUGAUUUGGUGGACAAUGCCAUGACAUGUAAUGCCAAAAACAUGAGGUCCCUCUCAGUCUAUGUUCGACGAAUUGGUGUUUUGGAAUACGCUGCAUUAAGAGGACCAGAGCAGGUAGCUGUUGAGAUACAGCGGAUAUUUUCGAAUAUGAGUCUAAUCGGAUCAUCCGAAAAAGAGGGUGAUAUAAAGGAUUUGCAAAGUAAUGACAGGCAAAGGCUUUCGGAGAUGUGGAGCUUGUGGCUAGUCAUGGCGACACUUUGUCCUAAGUUUUUGGCUGCCUGUUCUCGCCAUUGGUUACCAUGCCUAACUGUGAAGGCAAUUAAGACCUGCAGUAUUCCCUUUGUGGAUGUGAUUGACUCGGGAGGUCCGCUCUCUUCUCUCUGGACCCUGCUGGAGAGUGUUACUCAAGAGGAACCCAAAAAGCUCUCUGCAUGGUUAUCUGCAAUUCUGAGUCGAAGGAUUUGUGAAGUGGCGCCUGUGGGGGCAGAUCUUGUUCUUUUACUGAAUCAACUAAUUGGGCUUUCCAGCACGGACAGGCUGGAGGGGGGGUUUCUCGAAAUUGCGACCUCUUUGCUGCAAGGAUUGUACCUGGAUCUUACGAGGCAUACACUACCACGGGUCAUAGGUACCGAACAGAUCAUUGGUGCUGAGCCAGUGACUUUCAGCACGAAGGAUGAGUAUACGGGGUACUCUUUGUUUAUUGACAAUCUCAAGAAUAAUCUGAAGCAGUUAUGGGCAGAAUUGUUGAAUGCCUGCUCGGAGUCAUUUCCUCUUUCCAGUGGAAGGGGAUGGUGGAGUGGAGACCCAUUUGUUGGAGUGUGCCGGAUGACUAUACUAUCUAGUGGACAUUACGCAGUGGCUGAACUUUUAGCUGAAGAAACUUUGGUCAUUCCUAGUGACAGAGAAGGACUGGAAAAGAAAUCAAUGAAAAGGCUAUUUUUCGUGAUGGAAGGUAUGAAGUUGCUUGCUGGACAAGGCCGGGGUGCCCAAGUGUUGGAGAUAUGGUCGCAAAUAUGUAUUUCUUCAUUUGACAAGUCUGACAAUGUGAAGGCAUUGCAGAGGGCAUUUGCAAUUAAGCUGCUUCUUGAUCCGAAUUUUUGGGAGUCCCAUCAAUUCAAUUUGAUGCCCCUUCACACGAUCGAGCGAAAAGAACUAAAAGAACUGAAAGAUUCUACAGGACUCUCUUGGAAAGUGGUGUGGGUUCUUAUUCGAAAGGUAAUGGACUCUCAAUGGUUAUAUCUGGUACCACUUCUACGCAGGGAAAACUUCUGGGAGCUUCACCUCGUGGUAUUAUUUAUCCUUCAAUCCCUUUCACCGGGCAAGGAUUCCCGGCCUCAAGCAGUUGUUGUUCGACUAAAGAAUCUUCUGGGUAUAUUCUUUCAACGGGUGGAAGAGCCUCUUGACAAAGUGGAAGUUGAGAAAACGACAGAACUUAGUGGAGAACAAAUUGGAAAGUGGCAGCGAGUGCAAGCUUUGGAGCAUUUAAAACGAGUCAUCGUUCAACAAGCCUCAUCUUCCUUUGCAGUUUUCACUGUUAUGGUGAGCAGCUUGCUUGACUAUUCAUUUGAGCGAAGUGAGCGAAAGGCAGAAACCUCAUCUUUGCGCAAUAACGAUCGAAGGACACAAAGACGUGGUGUUGGAGCAAGUGGUCGAGGAUUUUUUUCUAAUUCCGUACUGGUUCCAGGAAGGCUUCAUCAAUCCAGCAACUUCGCUCUUUCGUCAUCUGGAAAAGAGCACAGUUCUAUUGCACCGCCAAAGUUCUCUCUUUUAGAAGAAAACCGACGAAUGAAGUCAGCUAGCUUGCCUUCCCUUGAUAACGGCAGAAGGGAGAAACUUGGCUCAAUUCCGCGUAGAGAAGAUGCGAUUAGACCUGUUCACAAGCUUUCAAAAGAUGGUGCAGAUGAAGACACUAUAGAUGGCACCAUGCUUGAACUGAGUGACCUUCUUGGGCGAACAGUAGCCAGCGCCGUCUUGCAAGCUGCAGAAGAGCCUGAUGACUGGUCUCCACAUCCUGCAUACAUACUGGCUUCACAAAUGAAAGAUCGACUAGAAACCCCACAUGAGCUAGCUACGACUAUGGAGCAAUACGAGGAGGUUCUCCCCAAGCAAGUCUCCACUCCACGACACAUAUUUUUGAUAGAGUGUUUUGGUCACAACCUGCUUCUUUUUGAGAUGUUAGAGUUGAUUGUCAAAUACCGGCAAAGUGAAGAAGUGCUGAAUUUUGUGCUUGAGUUUAUCCGGGCACUUCUUGCCGACAGCAUCUCUCGCUGGCAUAGUGCCUUUCGCACCCGACGUGAUCCAGGCUUUCCACCUCCCAGAGUAUUCAAGGAGGAGAGACUUGAUCGCAUGCAAGUAAUACGGCUGAUUAUUUUAGUGGCUGAUGCUGGAUGGCUUCCACAACCUUUGGCUUCUACCAUAGAAAUCAUAGAGAUAAUUGAUGCUGCUGAUGUGGCAGACUUACUCCUCCUUGUUUGGCGAUGCAUGCAUCAUGCAAGGGCUAGUAACAGCAACUGGGGAGGGGUGUUGGAUUCUGUUCCUCAAAGUGUUGCCUCUGCCGAGAAAGCACAGGUUAGUUUUGAUCAGAUGCAAGGUUUAGAGGGUGGCAGUGCCGGGAGCGAGGCCUAUACUGAUUGGGAGGGGCAUCUUUUUGCAAUACUCCGACAGAAUAUUGCUCAGAUUGGAGCACAUUUUGCGCAAGUGUAUCCCAAACGUGACUCUUUGUAGAUCAAGUUGCACCGCAUUGAGCAACGUUUCUGAACAGUAGUCAACUAUCAGGGAAAUACUUGUAUUAUGUUAAUUACCUGGGCGCUCCCCAAAAGGCACCAAUGACGUGCAGACGUUUACUGCUCAUCAACCUGUUGUUCUUCAUGGCUCACAAUAUUGGUGUAGGUUGCACCAGGAGAUGCAGUGACAUCUGUUCGACCUUCACUGGAUCAACUCAACCUUCUGGAAUUGCCCACUGAGAAGCCCAAGCUGUUGAUGUGUUUUAUACUAUCUACGGAUCAUUUUUUACAGGAAAAUAAAUAUAUGAAAAAAGAAAAAAGAAAAUGUUUCGGAACGUCGAUGCUUAUAUUAGCGCCAGAGUCUGAGUCUUGCUUCAUGUCUAAUACCAUGAAACCAAUGCAACUCAUGAUUUGGUUUUUAGUACUUUUAAUUACUUAUUUCCUGGAAAUUUCCAGAGUAGUGAGGAAGAGAAACGUUCAUUUUCUUAAUCUACGAGGGUAUCGGAAAUCCCAAAGACGCUUGAUAGCUUGAUUGACAUCAUGUGCAUGCACUUGGUUCCAACUGCUGGAUUCAAUGCUCGGUAGCGAUAGAAUUCCUCAUUAGUGCCUACUUGUAUGUGGCCAGGGUGCUUCGUCGUCUGACCCACAUCCCAUUUGCUCUCAGCAAUGAAGUUUAAUUAAAAUUUUCGUUCUUAACAA